CUUUUACGACACUUUGCGUCAUCCAGCCCGGUAAAUCUUUCAAUAGUUGAACGGGCGCAAAUCUGCUACUGGGCAGGGGAUGAAGGCAGCGGGUGGAUGGUGUCCUUUCUGCUGAAGUGUAGGUUGUUCAGUAUGAGUGCCUGGGAGCCUGGCAAGGUGCAGGGGAUACCCACCGUGCCCCUCUCCAAUGGCUUAAACAUCCCUGUGCUGGGGCUGGGAACAUCACAUCAUGGUGGUUACUCUCAUGAUGCUGUGGUGUAUGCACUACAAAAAUGUGGCAUUCGUCAUAUUGACACAGCAAAGAGAUAUGGUUGUGAAUCACUCCUGCAGAAGGCUAUCAAAGAGAGUGGUAUCAAACGUGAAGAUCUCUGGAUAACUACCAAGCUCUGGCAUAUGGAUUAUGGCUAUGAGAAAGCCAAGCAUGCCUUUUUAGAAUCCUGCAAGAGACUUGGAGUUGAAUACUUAGAUCUUUUUUUGGUGCAUUGGCCUGAUGCACACAUCCCUGGCAAAAGCAGUCGAGAAGUCAGAGCAGAAACUUGGACAGCUAUGGAAGAGCUGUAUGAAAAAGGCUUAUGCCAUUCUAUUGGAGUAAGCAACUUUCUCAUUGACCAUUUGGAGCAGUUAAGGGAAGACUGCCAGAUAUCGCCUCAUGUGAAUCAGGUUGAAUACCACCCUUUUCAAAGGCCCCAAGAACUAGUGGAUUACUGCCGGAGCAGAAGUAUUGUUUUCGAAGGUUACUGCCCGCUUGCUAAAGGCAAAGCCCUUAGUCAUCCUAAUAUAAUUCAGCUUGCAAAGAAAUAUGGAAGAACACCUGCACAGAUCUGUAUUUGCUGGAGCAUACAGAAUGGCAUUGUUACUAUUCCAAAAUCUACAAAACUGGAGAGGGUCCAGGAAAAUUGCCAGGUCUUUGAUUUCAAUCUGGAAAAUGAAGACAUGAAAUUUUUAGACUCCAUGAACAUCAACAGAAAACUGAUUCACCUCACCUACCCAUUGUGGAAGGGAUAACCUUAAACAAUAUACUUCCAAGUGUCAGUUACUCAAACCAUGAUCUAUGAACUGUCUCAAGCCUUUCUCCUGCUUAAUGUAUUCAGAGUUGCAGAAAGAAACACAUGAUCAUUGAAUACUGCAUGCACAAAUUUCCCAUUCUCUUAUUAACAAACAAAUUAUUUAGGUAAUCCAAUGUUCUCAUCUCCAGAUCUCACUAAAAUACCAUUUUGGAAACUUGUGAGUCAUUCAUCAGUCCUGCCAGAUCUGAAACAAAUUGCUGAAUCAAAAUUAUAUUGCUGAAAACUGAAGGCCUUGUACAUUGCGGCUUUCUGAGGCAGGUGGAGUUUGCUAUUGAAAAUUAGCAAGUCUGUUUUAUUUAAAUUCUUGGUUUUUGCAGAAAAGUAACAACAUAAUUUCAGAACCAGAUGCUAUUAAACCACUGCAAUUUAAUUUCAUGGGUAGCAAAAGGAUUCAAAUCAAUAAAGUUGGUUUCAUGGAAA
Sphaerodactylus townsendi is the source of this 1487-nucleotide messenger RNA. RefSeq lists its product as uncharacterized. NCBI's taxonomy places the organism in Eukaryota, Metazoa, Chordata, Lepidosauria, Squamata, Sphaerodactylidae. Bases 97 to 1005 code for a protein of 302 amino acids. The transcript is spliced from 7 exons. The record is from RefSeq and is a predicted model, not a curated record. Gene Ontology annotation, molecular function: oxidoreductase activity.